AUGAAGCUGUCUACUUCGCUCGUUGGCCUUCUCGGCCUCUGCGCCGGUGUCAGUGCCGUUCCGCAGAACGUCAAGCGCAGUGACGAUGGUGCCCAGUUCGACGUUGGCCAGCCCAUCUCUGCCGAUGGCAAAGGAGGCCCUAUUCUUGGAGGUACGAACAACCAGGUUGACAUUGAUAACCCAAGCAACCUUGGCCAGGAGUCUACCGACGCCGGCACGGUUCCAAACCUGAAGUGGAGGUUCUCCGACUCCAAGACCAAGCUUCUCAAGGGUGGUUGGGUCCGUACUCAGGUCAUCCAAGACCUCCCGCAGAGCCACGACAUUGCGGCGGCCCAGCAGCACCUUGAGAAGGGCGCCAUCCGCGAGCUUCACUGGCACCGUGUCGCCGAGUGGGGUUUCGUCUACAACGGCUCCGUUCUCGUUUCUGCCGUCGACGAGAAUGGCAAGUUUGUCAACGAGAAGCUCGAGUACGGCGACAUCUGGUACUUCCCCAAGGGCGCCGCCCACACCGUCCAGGGUCUCGACGACCACAACGAGUUCCUUCUCGUCUUUGACGAGGCUGAUUUCGAGAAAGUCGGAACAACCUUCAACAUUGUCGACUGGCUGAACCACACCCCCCGCGACAUCAUCGCCAAGAACUUUGGUGUCGACCCCAAGGUCUUUGACGAACUCCCUGAGAAGCACCCCUACAUCAACCCCGCCGACGUGGCCACCAAGAACGUCACCGGCACGGGCCCCGAGGACUACCUCUCGGGCAACAGCUCCUUCAUCUACCGCACCUUCCAGCACCCCUCGGAGUCUGUGCCCGGCAACGGCGGCGAGUUCUGGAAGAUCGACUCGACCAACUUCCCCGCCAGCGAGACCAUUGCCGCCACCUUUGUGACUCUCAAGCCCGGCGGCCUGCGCGAGCUCCACUGGCACCCCAACGCUGAGGAGUGGCUGUACUUCCACAAGGGCACCGCUCGUGCCACCGUCUUCAUUGGCAACGGCAACGCCCGCACCUUUGACUUCAGCUCUGGUGACACGGCUGCCUUCCCCGACAACUCUGGCCACUACAUCGAGAACACGUCCGAGACGGAAGACCUGGUCUGGAUCGAGAUCUAUAAAUCGGACCGCGUCGCCGAUAUUCCCCUGACGCAGUGGCUCGCCCUGACACCCCCCGAGGUGGCUGCGCAGACGCUCAAGGUGCCCGUCGAGUUCAUCGAGUCUCUCAAGAAGGAGAAGCAGCUCCUCAUCGAGUAA
Messenger RNA from Verticillium dahliae VdLs.17, 1242 nucleotides. Its product is annotated as oxalate decarboxylase oxdD. The transcript is spliced from 6 exons. NCBI's taxonomy places the organism in Eukaryota, Fungi, Ascomycota, Sordariomycetes, Glomerellales, Plectosphaerellaceae. The record is from RefSeq and is a predicted model, not a curated record. Bases 1 to 1242 code for a protein of 413 amino acids. Gene Ontology annotation, biological process: oxalate metabolic process. Gene Ontology annotation, cellular component: cell wall.